Molecule: messenger RNA, 318 nt
Organism: Paramecium octaurelia
Lineage: Eukaryota; Ciliophora; Oligohymenophorea; Peniculida; Parameciidae
Source: the annotation of a GenBank genome assembly
AUGAUAUCAAUUUAACAUCCAAUAAAAUAAUGGACGGAUUAUUGUUUUUAGUAAAUAUGAUAUAUACUCAGAUAAAGGCUGAUAAUAGAAGUCAUGUAUAUUGUAAAUAUAUAUGAUAGAAUGAAGGCUAAUAUUUAUAAAAUACUUGAAUUUGGGGUCAAUUAAUUGUUACAUUAUUAAUUCCACUGCUUAUUAGCUGUGUUUAACAAAUAUGAAAUGAAGAGAGUUGAGUUAAACUUCAAAUCAAAUUCCCAUAUUUUUUAUGAGGAAAAUUAUUUCCUAAUUAAAGGUUAAGAUAUGAUUAUGAUCCAAAAUUGA